Messenger RNA from Thyridium curvatum, 279 nucleotides. RefSeq lists its product as uncharacterized. The transcript is spliced from 2 exons. NCBI's taxonomy places the organism in Eukaryota, Fungi, Ascomycota, Sordariomycetes, Thyridiales, Thyridiaceae. The record is from RefSeq and is a predicted model, not a curated record. Bases 1 to 279 code for a protein of 92 amino acids.
AUGCGAGCCUCACAAGUGCUUCUACUCUUUUUGACCACCAACAUGGGUGCUGCCAAUCCCGUCCCCGAGGAGAAGACAAACGCAACAUCUCCUGCCCCCUUGUCGAAGCCCGUCUUCCUCUGCAAUGACAAUGAUCUCGCCAAGAAAUGCAUGGGCGCACCGUACAAUUUCCGUUGCGACAUCAGUGGAAACGUGGUAUACGACGUGCCCGACUUUCAAUGCAGGGAUAGAGCAAAGUGCAGAUGUGAAAAGCCCUGCGACAAUCCCAGAAUCUGUUGA